AACCUACACUCAAUCUGCGCACUUUAGCAGCCUCCUCAUAUCACUCUGUCUUCCACAAAACACAAACAGAACUCCCAAUUGGACUCUUCCUACUCUCUCUCUUCUUUGUCUCUCUCGGGGAAUUAGGGUUUUUACUGCCUUACUACUCGCUCUAUCCUUGUGGUUUAUGCGUUUCAAUGCCUGCUAAUUGCUUACCUAAAUCGCGUCUUCAAAACCCUAGACUGUGCCGAACUGCUCCAUUUUGUGGGCUAUUUUGGCUCAUCAGUGGAUUUGAGUCUUCACUUCUGUUGGAAUCGUGUGCCAGAAUUUGAUUCCAGCACCGUGUUUCUCAGAUGGGGCCGAAUCGCAGAAGGGGCGCCGGUAAAGCUGCUGCCGCUGCGGCUGCCCGUCGCCAAUGGAAGGUGGGUGAUCUUGUCCUCGCGAAAGUGAAAGGAUUUCCAGCUUGGCCAGCCACGGUAAGUGAGCCGGAGAAGUGGGGAUAUCCAGCUGAUUGGAAGAAAGUACUUGUCUACUUCUUUGGCACGCAGCAAAUAGCUUUCUGCAACCCUGCUGAUGUUGAAGCAUUUACUGAAGAGAAGAAGCAAUCUCUUUUGGUUAAACGUCAAGGAAAGGGUGCAGAUUUUGUUCGUGCAGUGCAGGAGAUUAUCGACAGUUAUGAAAAGUCUAAGAAACCAGACCAAUUUGAUGAUCUCAAUUCUGGUAAUGAAGUUACACUUGUAAAUGGUGGGAAUUCAAUGGAGUCAUCAGCAAACUUUGAAUUGAAGGAUCAGACUGAAACUUCCGAAGUAACUGUUACAGUGAGACGUGACACUAGCCUUGCAAGCAGUGUUGCUCCGGAUGUGGCAAAAGUUGGUUCUUUGCAUGAUGAAGAGGCCUCAUUGCAGCAGCCUGAUGAUAAUUUGGCGGCCACAGCAAAACCUGUUAUAACUACUUACACUUCAAGGAAAAGAUCUGGAGGCUUACGGUCUAGAAAACGUGCCACACAGAAAAAGGAUUCAUCAGUUGAAAGGUCUAUAAGGUUGGUAUCCUCUAGAUUCCAGAACUUCAUAAUGCCAUCGAAUGAUUGUAAACAGAGUGCAGUUGAUGCAUCAACUGAAGUAAUCCUAAACAGGUCCCUGCGAAGGAACAAGCGAUUUAGAAAAUCACCAUGUGCCUCUGAAUUGGAUGAUGUGGAUUCAUCUGCUUUUGUUUCAAAUGGAAGUGUUGAAGAUGAUGGCUCUGAAAUUGUAACAGUUGAUUCUGAUUCUCUGAGUCUGAAUGAAGGCAGCACUGUAGACAGUGCUUGUAAACCUGAGCACUCCGAAACUGAUGUUGAUGGUUUGGAAGCAGAUAUUGAGUUGAGCAAAGGGCUUGAUUUUCAAAUAAAGGCUGUUUUUAUCAAGAAGAAACGGAAACCAAACAGAAAGCGGGUGACUAAUGAAGCAAAUGAGCGACCUGCCAGGUUGGAAACAGAGGCAGAUUUGGAUGCUGGAGUGCCUGGUAGCAGCCAAAAUUCACAGUGGGCUUGCGAAAACUUGAGUGAGAGGCAUAACAAAGAUGAUGGAGAUGAGCACUUGCCACUAGUGAAACGAGCUAGAGUUAGAAUGGGCAAAUUAUCAUCACUGGAAGAUCACAGUGUUUUUUCUCAUGGGGAAGAAAAGACAUCCGAUGAAUUUGCAGUCAAUUUUGCUGAGGCACACAAUGGCUUAUGUCAAGUUGAAGAAAGAACCUCUGGGGAAGUUGCAGUCACUACGUUGGAGCAUAUUGGCCCUCCUUGUAAGUUCCAAGAUGAUUGUUCAGCUGAUAAAGGUUCAUUUUCAGUAAAGGAAGCUUUAGAUCAUGCAUCACCUCAGAAGGGCUGUGCUCAAACUCUAGGGAACAGGCCUCUGCUUUCAAUUGCUAAGGAGCAUCAAUCUCUUGGCUGUUCAGCAGAUGGUGAAGCUGCUUUACCUCCAUCCAAACGUCUUCAUCGUGCUCUAGAAGCCAUGUCUGCAAAUGCUGCUGAAGAAGGUCAGGCAUGUGCUGAUAUAUCAACCCUGAAAACAUCAAUAAAUGACUCCUUGUGCAAGUCUAUUAACAGAAAACGGAGUAAUUGUGCUAGAGAGCAAAGCAUAGAGUCUCCUGGCUGUAGGGCCUCUGCACUAUGCUCCAGCUCAAACAGAGUCUUAGAGGAAGCUAUAAAAGCACCAUUAAAAGCGGACAUCUGCAAUCAACCAACUGAAAGUUCUGAUAGCCAAGAGCAUUAUGAAGGUGUCUUGACAGAGGCCUUGGAUCAUGACCUUGGCAGAUCAUGUGUUGAGGGUGACACUAUUUCUAUCACCAUUCAACAAAAUGCAAAAGACUCCAUGCCAAAUUUUGACAGAAGAGAAGGCACUCUGCAAUCCAAUCAUGGUUCAUUUGAUCAGUUGUUCCUUCUCAAGGAUGAAAUAGGUUCUGAAAACAUCGAGUCAAGGGAUGUUGGAGAUGAAAAUCACAAUAAAGAUGUUUUGGAGCAUUCUCAAAUGAGUCCAAGUCUCAUCACACAGGUUGAUGAAACUGCUAAAGGUUCUUCUGAGAACGGUUCUAAUGUGUUUCCAUACAGUGCUGAGGAUACUGGCUGUGAGAAUACCGAGUCAUUGAGAUCUCUAGCUGAUGGCGACAACCAAGUCAAUGGCGUUUUCUAUCUUAGGUGUGAGGAGGCAAAAGUCGAAUAUGAGAAAAAACAAGAGAAAACUAAUUAUGCUUCUAUUUCUAAUGAUCAUUUGAAUGAAAGGGCGUCGCACUCAAGUCCAAUGCCAGCUGAUGGAGUAGAAUUGCUUGCUCAAACAUCGCCACCCACAACCUCAACAUGCCAUGUAUCUACUUCAGAAAGUGCUAAUUUUAUUCAAAAUAGUCAAUGCUCCAGCCCUAAUCGUUGUCACCAGAAAACUGUGUGCACAUCGAUUAACGAAGAAAAAAUGGAAUCAGUGGCAGUGCUGCAACACACAAAAUCCGUUGGCAAAUGGAGUAAUUAUGCAGAAGCACAGGCUGUUCUAUCAUCCUUCGAAAGAAUGCUUGGUUCAUUAACAAGGACGAAAGAGAGCAUUGGUCGAGCAACUCGCAUAGCCAUUGACUGUGCAAAGUUUGGCCUUUCUACUAAGGUAGUGGAGAUUUUAACCCACAACUUGGAAAAUGAGUCAAGUUUACAUAGGAGGGUGGAUUUAUUCUUCCUUGUGGAUUCUAUCACUCAAUGCUCUCGAGCUUUGAAAGGUGAUGUUGGUGGCAUAUACCCUUCAGCUAUUCAAUCAGUUUUAACACGCUUACUUUCAGCGGCUGCUCCUCCUGGAAGUUUCGCACUGGAAAAUCGGAGGCAGUGUUUGAAGGUUUUAAGGCUUUGGCUGGAAAGAAAGAUCCUUCCGGAGUCUGUUAUUCGCCAUCAUAUGCGGGAACUUGAUGCAUUAGGUGGUUCAUCUUCUGCUGGUGCUUAUUCUCGUCGAUCAGCUAGAACAGAAAGGGCUUUAGAUGAUCCUGUUAGGGACAUGGAGGGUAUGCUUGUCGAUGAAUAUGGAAGCAAUUCAAGUUUUCAGCUUCCAGGAUUUUGUAUGCCUCGCAUGCUUAAGGAUGAAGAUGAAGGAAGUGAUUCUGAUGGAGAGAGUUUUGAGGCUGUCACUCCUGAACAUAAUUAUGAAACCCCUGAAGAGCUUGAGACCACUCCAGCAGCAGAGAAGCACACACACAUCUUGGAAGAUGUUGAUGGGGAGCUUGAAAUGGAGGAUGUGGCUCCCUCUUGUGAAGUUGAAACUAGUUCUACCGGUGGUACUGCUGUGGUCAAUUCUUCAGGGCAUUUGCAAAAUCAAUUAGAACAGCAUUUUCCACUGCCUUUUGCCCCUCCUCUGCCUCAGGAUGUGCCACCAUCAUCACCACCAUUGCCAACAUCACCCCCUCCGCCUCCACCUCCACCACCACCUCUUGCUGCCCCACAGUCAUGUGGAAUGCCUGAUCCAUAUGUGGAUUCAAAGUUUUAUGCAAAUUCACAUAAUAUGCAUGAUGAUGCUAGAGAAUCUGUGGAUCAGCAGCCAGAAGCACCAAGAAUGAAUCCAUCAAUCUCCAAUGGGGUGCAUUACCAUGGUCCUGAAUGCAGGGAUCAGAUGCAGAUGCAGCAGUUUGACUCGAACUCUUUCAACAGUUACUCUGUACCUCCAGUGCACACAGAUGGACCAAACUUCCACCACAAGGCUUAUCCUCCAAGGCCUCCACACCCACCAACUUCAAAUCACUUCUCUUAUGUUCAGGCUGGCCAGCAUGUGAAGUCUCGGAGAGAGACCCCACCUCCUUACCACCACAGAUUCCACUCAUCACAUAGUGCAGAUGGUGGAAACUUCUAUAAUAACCACGACAGAAUGAGACCAGUCCCAUAUGAAAUGAAUGACGGCUGGAGAUACCCUGCACCUCCUUUUCCUGGUCCACGGCAUCCUGAUAAAAGUAGAGCAUCUCACCCACCUGGUCCUUAUGGUGGCCCCCCUAGAGAACCGAAUAGAAUUCCUCAUCAGGAAUGGUCAUUUCCUCCCCGGGGGACACAUCAUAGGAACUUCAUGCCUUUUAGACCUCCACCUGAAAGGGCAAUUCCAGUGUCAAAUAGAGUUCGAUCGGGAAUGGGAGCUUCUCCAUCUGUCCCAGAGAAAUCAAUCCAUCAAUUCUGUGUCAAGGACGCACGGGGUCAGGAUGUCGACCUUAGCAUCUACAAAGGCAAGGUUCUUCUCGUGGUUAAUGUCGCCUCCAAAUGUGGAUUUACAGAUUCGAAUUACACCCAGUUGACUGAUCUUUAUAACAAGUAUAAGGACCAAGGUUUUGAAGUCCUGGCGUUUCCAUGUAAUCAAUUUCUGAAACAAGAGCCAGGGACAAGUAAGGAUGCACAAGAGUUUGCUUGUACCAGAUAUAAGGCAGAAUAUCCAAUUUUUCAUAAGGUUCGCGUCAAUGGGCCGACUACAGCUCCUGUCUACAGAUUCCUCAAGGCGAGUAGAUCUGGAGUUUUUGGGUCUAGCAUAAAAUGGAAUUUUACCAAGUUCUUAGUCAAUAAGGAAGGGCAUGUCAUCAAUCGCUACAACACAACCACCAAUCCUUUGUCCCUUGAGGCUGAUAUCCAGAAAGCAUUGGAAGCAAAGUGAGAAAUGGCUAUGCGUAUGCUAUUCCCCGACUUAGUUACUGUAUAUUAUCAAUUGGUAUCUCUUAUUUAUGAUAUUCAGUUUUGCACGUUAGAGAAUAACUGUAAGAGAUUGUUGUAGAUAGAUAGUUUUGCUUAUUUGCUGUUCCUAUCGAUUUUUUCAAUGCACUUGUAUUCGUCUGGUUGAGAUUUUCCAGCAAUGUGAACGCCAUCUUUUCUGUA
This is a messenger RNA of Manihot esculenta (cassava), 5320 nucleotides long. RefSeq names its product protein HUA2-LIKE 2. The transcript is spliced from 16 exons. NCBI's taxonomy places the organism in Eukaryota, Viridiplantae, Streptophyta, Magnoliopsida, Malpighiales, Euphorbiaceae. Gene Ontology annotation, biological process: response to oxidative stress; regulation of transcription by RNA polymerase II. The record is from RefSeq and is a predicted model, not a curated record. Gene Ontology annotation, molecular function: double-stranded DNA binding; glutathione peroxidase activity; transcription coregulator activity. The coding region runs from base 333 to 5102 and encodes 1589 amino acids. Gene Ontology annotation, cellular component: nucleus.